This is a messenger RNA of Elephantulus edwardii (Cape elephant shrew), 261 nucleotides long. Its product is annotated as chromodomain Y-like protein-like. Lineage: Eukaryota; Metazoa; Chordata; Mammalia; Macroscelidea; Macroscelididae. Gene Ontology annotation, cellular component: nucleus. Gene Ontology annotation, molecular function: transcription corepressor activity. The coding region runs from base 1 to 261 and encodes 86 amino acids. The transcript has a single exon. The record is from RefSeq and is a predicted model, not a curated record.
AUGACUUUUAAGGAGCUGUACAAGGUUGAAAGGAUUCUUGACAAAAGGAAAGACAAGAAAGGCAAGGCGAAAUACCUGGUAUGGUGGAAAGGCUAUGACAGCAAGGACAACAUGUGGGAGCCAGAACAACAUGUUGUCAACUAUGAGGAGCAUAUCCACAAUUUCAACAGGCGCCAAAUGGAGAAGCAAAAGGAGAACAUCUUAACUAGGACAAACAGGACCUCUACAAACAAUGCUCAGAAGCAGAUUUCCAGAUGUUGA